AGAGAAGAACAUUAAAGCUACAACACUUCCUAACCAUUUUCUUUCUGCCUUCUCUUUCAGGAAGAUUAAGACGCACUGUGCGGAGCCAUUUACUGAGUACUGGACCUGCAUUGACUAUACCAACUUGCAGGAGCUCCGUCGAUGCCGAAAGCAGCAGGCAGUGUUUGAUAACUGCGUGCUGGAGAAGUUGGGAUGGGUGAGACCUGAUCUGGGACAACUCUCUAAGGUUACGAAAGUGAAGACAGACCGUCCUAUGCCUGAGAAUCCCUAUCACUCUAGACCCAGACCAGAGCCAAAUCCACCCAUUGAAGGGGAGCUGAAGCCUUCUCCAUUUGGCAGUAGGCUCUUUUUCUGGUCCUGGUAAAGUGGGCAGACUGUGCUGUAACUAAAGUGCAAAGAUGUAUUGCUUGCAAAUGUAAAUUGUACAUU
This is a messenger RNA of Pterocles gutturalis (yellow-throated sandgrouse), 429 nucleotides long. RefSeq names its product NADH dehydrogenase (ubiquinone) 1 alpha subcomplex, 8, 19kDa (gene NDUFA8). The annotation marks the transcript as partial. The transcript has 2 exons. The record is from RefSeq and is a predicted model, not a curated record. Lineage: Eukaryota; Metazoa; Chordata; Aves; Pterocliformes; Pteroclidae. Gene Ontology annotation, biological process: mitochondrial electron transport, NADH to ubiquinone.